Molecule: messenger RNA, 7571 nt
Organism: Penaeus vannamei (Pacific white shrimp)
Lineage: Eukaryota; Metazoa; Arthropoda; Malacostraca; Decapoda; Penaeidae
Source: RefSeq, a predicted model, not a curated record
CCCACCACCUGCCAAGAUGUCGUACAUGGGCAUGAGCCAGCACAUCGACUUCGACAACCUGCCUGACCCCAACACCCGCUUCGAGCUCCUGGAGGUCAUCGGGGAGGGCACGUAUGGCGAGGUCUUCGCUGCCAAGGACCAUGAGACGGGUGGCAUGGUCGGCAUCAAGAUCAUGGAGAACAUCGGGGAGAACCUUGAGGAGAUCGAGGAGGAGUUCCUGAUCCUGCGGGACCUCAGCCUCCACCCCAACCUGCCGGCGUUCCACGGGAUCUUCCUCAAGAGAGGGAACAAGCAGGAGGAGGACCAGGCGUGGCUCGUCAUGGAGCUUUGCCCAAGAGGUUCAGUGACAGACCUCGUUCAAGCACUCAUUAGACGAGGUCAAAGACUGACGGAGCCACAGCUUGGUUACAUCCUCAAGGAAACCAUUGAUGCCAUGGCGUACCUGCACCAGAACCACUGCAUGCACCGAGACAUCAAGGGCCACAACAUCCUCCUGACCGACCAAGGCGCCAUCAAGAUCAUCGACUUCGGCGUCAGUUCCCACCUGUCCUCCACGUGGGGCAGACGCAACACCUCCGUCGGAACGCCCUACUGGAUGGCCCCUGAGGUCAUCGCGUGUGAACAGCAACUGGACUACAGCUACGACGUCCGCUGCGAUGUCUGGUCCCUGGGCAUCACCGCCAUCGAACUCGCCGACGGAGAGCCACCCCUCUCUGACGUCCACCCGAUGAGGGCGCUCUUCCAGAUACCCAGAAAUCCUCCACCUAGCGUCGAGCGUCCUAUCGAAUGGUCUGCGGAAUUCAACGACUUUGUGGCCGAAUGCCUCGUGAAGGAUUUCGAACAGAGGGCGACGCCGAAGGAACUGCUGCAGCAUCCUUUCAUCAAGAGUGUGCCUAACAACCCGGAGGAGAUCCGCCGCCAGCUCUGCCAACUGCAGGACGACCUCAGGAUCAAGAACCAGCUGGUGCAGAAGGACCCCGAAGCCACGAUCAAGGGAGGGGCGUUGAAGGCUGACAGGAAGACCAAGAGGACGCCCAUAUGGAUGGAUGACCUGGCCAGUCUGGAGAAGCUCUCGGAGGAUAUCAUCGUGGACCACCUCGGCCGGCGGUACGACACCAACCAGAUCUACACCUACAUGGGCGACAUCCUCAUAGCGGUCAACCCAUUCAAGGAGAUCGGAGUGUAUGGAGAGAAGGAAUCCCGAAUGCACCGCGGGAUGGGCAAGAGCGAGAACCCGCCCCACAUCUUCGCCAUGGCCGACAACAGCUACCACACCAUGCUGCACCAGAAGCAACAGCAGUGCAUCGUUAUAUCGGGGGAGUCGGGCGCCGGGAAGACAGAGAGCGCCAAUUUCCUUCUGAAACAGCUGGUCACGCUCGGCAAGGCACCCAACAGGAACCUCGAAGACAAGAUCCUGUUAGUGAACCCCAUCAUGGAAGCCUUCGGAAACGCCAAGACGGGAAUUAACGACAACUCCUCGCGGUUCGGAAAAUACUUGGAACUGACGUACACUCGCCUCGGCAAGGUCACCGGAGCCAAGAUUUCCGUCUACCUCCUGGAGCAGUCGAGGGUGGUCCACCAGGCGAAAGGCGAACAGAACUUCCACAUCUUCUACUACCUGUACGACGGUCUUGAAGCCGAGAACAAGCUGAUGCAAUACAGUCUUGACAAGAGCAAGCGAGACAAGCAUCGGUAUCUUGCUGGUGCGGCGUGGAGCAAGGAGAAGAGUGAGGCAAACGUCCAGCAAUUCAACAAGGUGGUCGAGGGUUUCACGUCCUUAGGUUUCCGAGACGACGAGCUGGACUCCGUGUACAGAAUCCUGGCGGCCAUUAUUAACCUGGGCGACGUCGAAUUUUAUCAGACGAUUGAUAAGGAUAACAUGGAGCAGGCGGCGGUGAAGAAUGUGGAGCAGAUUAAGAUCGUAUCGGAACUCCUCGGCAUCGACCCCGCUGACCUAGCAGACGCCCUGACCUCCAACAGCGUGGUGACCAAGGGCGAGAUCAUCACCAGGAACAACACGGUGGAGGAGGCGGUCAGCACGAGGGACGCCAUGGCCAAGGCGAUGUACGGCAGACUCUUCGACUGGAUCGUCAAUAACAUCAACCGCCUCUUGUCCUUCUGCAGGAUCGUCUACGGCGACAGUCUAGCCGUGGGUCUUCUGGACAUCUUCGGCUUCGAGAACUUCGACACCAACUCCUUCGAACAGCUCUGCAUCAACAUAGCCAACGAGCAGAUCCAGUACUUCUUCAACCAACAUAUCUUCACGUGGGAGCAACAGGAGUACAUGUCGGAGGGAAUUGAGGUGAAUAUCGUGGAAUUUGCCGACAACCGACCUAUCCUGGACAUGUUCCUGGCCAAACCAAUGGGUCUUCUUGCCCUUCUGGACGAGGAAAGUCGAUUCCCACAGGCCAGUGAUCAGUCUCUUGUUGACAAAUUCCACAGCAACGUCAAAUCUCAGUUCUACGUGAAGCCCAAAGCCCAGAGCCUGGACUUCACCAUCCGCCACUUCGCUGGGAAAGUAUCCUACAACGCAGAGAAGUUCCUGGAGAAGAACAAGAACUUCUUGCCGACCGAAGUUAUUCAGUUGUUCAGACAGAGCGCGCAUGAUGUUAUAAGAUUCCUGUUCCAGUGCCCGCUCACCAAGACGGGCAACCUGUACUACGCGACCCCCCGCGCCUCCCCACGCAGUACCAUCAGCGACAGGCCCAAGUCACGCCAGGGAAGCACCAAAACACAAUACGACAGCCGCGGCCUCGCCUCGCAGACGAAGGCGCAGCAGACGGUGGCCACCUACUUCAGGUACUCGCUCAUGGACCUCCUGCAGAAGAUGGUGAACGGGACGCCACACUUCGUCAGGUGCAUCAAGCCCAAUGACGAGAAGCUCCCGGAUAAGUUCGAUGCCAAGAAGGUACAACGUCAGCUGCGCUAUGCGGGCGUGAUGGAAACUGUCAGGAUCCGUCAGCAUGGCUACUCACAUCGCAUUCCCUUCGCUGAAUUCCUACGCAGAUACUGCUUCUUGGCCUUCAACUUCGACGAGCGCGUGACCGCCUCGAAGGACAACUGCCGCCUCCUCCUCAUCCGACUCAAGAUGGACGGCUGGGCGAUCGGCAAGACGAAGGUGUUCCUCAAGUACUACCAUGUGGAGUAUCUGGCCAAGAUGUAUGAGAAGCAGAUCCGCCGCGUGAUCCAGGUGCAGGCGUGCGUGCGGCGGUGGCUGGCGCGCGUGCGGUACCAGAAGCAGAAGUGGGCCCUCGCGCGCUCCGUCAUCACGCUGCAGAGGCUGGAUCAUUCGCAAGAAAUACCAGGACGAAAUUCACAAACCGGCAGCCAUCCCACCCCCGCCCACCCAGAAGGCCCCCGCGCCCCCGCCGCCGCGGAGAAGUCGCAGCAGAAGGACGCAGCGCAAUGGAUGAAGGCGAAGAUGAUGGGCGCCCUUGGAGCUCAGUCCUCGCUCGACAGUGAGCCCAAGAAGGAGGCGAAGGAGGCGAAGAGGGAGGCCCCGAAGCCACCGAAGACGAAGGAGACAAUGACGGAGGAUGAAGCCGCCACCCUCAUCCAGUCUCGUUUCCGAGGUCACCUGACGCGGCUGGAGUGGGGACCCGCCCUUGAGGAGAGACUAAAGAAAUUGGUUGAGAAACAUAUUGAUAACGCGGAGGAGGCGUCAAAGGCUUUGGAGGCGGAGGGCCUGUCAGCAGAGGAGGCGGCUAUGAUCAUCCAGAAGUUCUGGGGAAGACACAAGAAGGAGAAGGAGAAGAAGAAGAAGGAGGAGAAGGAGAAGGAGACACUCGAACCCAAGAAGGACCUCGGACGCUACACCAACAGCAAGAAGAUGACGAGUCUCAUUAUGUUCUCGGAGAAGGUACACAUGUCCAACCAGGAAACCCACAAGUACCUCAGGCGCCACAAAGCCGGGAUCCGCCUGGAGGAGGUCAAAGCGCCGCCCAAGGACUACAAGAGGCCUAAGGGAUUCGACCACAUCCCGCAGGUGAUCCACGAGCAGAGGAAGAGAGGAGCACCGCAGCCCCCGAUUUCCGCCAACCGACCAGUCAUCAAGAUCACUUCAACGGACGAAAAGAUCUCCGAAUAUUACGAUUUCUUGCAAGAGGAAAUGAGAAGUCCCACACCGGACUUUAACCCCGAUACACCCUGGGACGCGCCCUUGGCUUCGAAAAUCCAACGACCAAGCCGGCCGAGAGCUGCUGAGGGCACCGACGCCAAGGUGGACCUUCGACAGGAGAAGAUGAAGGCGGUGAAGGAGGGCCUGGUUACUCAGAACAUGGAAAACCAGGAGAAAUCCGAAGAACAUUUAGUCAAGUGGAAAGGCGCUGUGGCGUUCGGCGCUGGCGUUCCCCCGCCCGAGAUGGUGCCUAAGGGGCGCGUGACCCCAACCACCAACAUGAAAGCGGCUUCGGAGCUUCGCCAGAUGCUUCGUUCGAACGGGGCUUCGGGCAAGGCGAAGGCACCGCCCCCGCCAGCUCCCGUAGGACCCGGCAAGGUUUCAACGGAGGAAGAUGUGGGUCCUUAUAACUUCAGACAGUUACUGAGGAAGACCAACUACGCUCCUACAGACACUAUUAGGAAGAGGCAGCUAAAGAGGGACGGAGUCAAUGGGUAUGGAUCAGAGUACCAGAUGUAAAUCAUGAAUUAUAUUAAUGUAAAAUGUGUUAAUGAGAGUGUAUUUAUCUAUUUGUUCUAAUGAUCUUAUUCUCGUAUUUUUUCUGUUCGUUUGCCCCUCCCACUUAACUGUAAUGAAGGAGGAUGAAAUAUAGAUAUUUGAGACAAUAUUUGAAUUUAAGUGGAAUAUAAGAGAGAGAAAUAUAAACCAUAUAUUCUAAAUGCCCUUCGCCUGAUGAAAUAAAUAACCCACCCAACCCUCUCAUUCCCUUGUAAUGCCCUUGUAGUAUAUAGCGUGUCACCCUCCAAGGAACAAAGCCAAUAACCCCCGUAAUAAAAAAAAACCCUCCUUUAUAAACUAGGAAGAAAAAGUCCACCUACAGUAGCACCUAUUUCUUGAUAUAGAAUCCUCAUCUCUUUUCUCACCACAGAGAGUAAGCAAGCAGUACGCCCAACCCAAGAUACAACAUCCUCUCAAGAUAUUUGUUUUUAACUCUGACACUGGGUUAAAGGCAGAUAUUUGCAGAAAUCUGUUAUUGUUGCUGUUGUUGUUAUUGUUGUUGUUUCUCAGUCUUAACACCUCCCCUCUUUUCCCUAUAUCCUCAACCUCCAAGCCAUUAAAAUCAUAGCCAUCUAUAUAUACACUUUUGACAUAUAUAGAUCCUUUUUCCAAUUAGAUUGAUGCUAUUGGUAGUAGUUAUCUUAAGAAUUAUGUCAAUAGAUUAUAUGAUAUGAACGUAGCAUCACUGCAAAGAAAAUUAUAUCAAUAGAGUUUGAUUUGUUUCAUAAUCACCCAUUUAAAUGAGCUGUAGAAUGUACUCAAUGUAGGAUUAUUCCCCCAAUAAUGAAUGAGUAUGUGUUCUGUUAUACAUAUUCUGUCGUUAUUUUUUUCGUUAUUAAUGCCUAACUUUGAAAGAAUGAAAUUUAUGUAGCAGUGGGAAAAAAGAGAUUUGUAUACUGUAGAAAAAAUGGGAGGGUUAUGCAGUGAAAAACAAGGGUUUAUAUAAUGUAACUGUGAAGAAGGAAAGGUUUAUGUGAAAAGGGAAAGAUUAUGAAAAUUAGCUGUGAAAAAGGAAAAAAAUAUAUUGUACUGUAGCUGUGAAAAUAGGUUUAUGUUCCAUAGCAGAAAAAGGAGGGAUUUACGUACUGAGACUUUGAAAAAUAAAAUAGGUCCAUGUAGAGGUCUUAUUUAUUAUGUUUAUAGUUGUGAAAAAGAGAGAUUUAUGUAGGUGGUUUUCAUGCUAGUCAUUUUGCUCUCAAUUGAAAGAGCGCUUAAUAUUAAUGAUUAUCACUUUCUGAUUUAUCCUGUUUGGUUUGUGAACGAAAAGAUUUUGUUAGACAAAGCCUUAGCAAAAAAAAAUAUUGUCUUUAUUUAGGUUUCUCAUUAUAACAUUAUGCAAUCAGACUGCUAACAAUUUAAGUUAAAGACAAAUAAAAAAUAAUAAUAAUAUUAAUAAAAAAUCUGAAUUUACGUGUUUUAUAUUUCAUGAAACGGAGAUUUUCCGAAUUAUUGAGACAAUACUCUUAGGUGUCUGCAUGUGUUAUAAUUAUUACCUUCAAUGACUGACAACUUGUGGAUGAGAAAGGCUUGUGUGAGAGAACAGCAUGUCAGCUUUUAUCCCUAUAAAGAACAUUAUCAAAUUAUCGUUUGUUUUACUUUACCCUUUGUCGUGUAUAAAAAACACAAUGCUAACAGUCGAAUUGAAUUGAUAUUCUAUAUAAGGCUACAUCUUUCCAUAACAUUUUCACUUAUGAGAUGUUCUUACCCUCCCCCUCCCCGCUUACUUAUAUUCAUUACCGUCUUCACCGUAAAAAAAACUGCCUUUGCAUAUAAUUUUCAUCAUCACUAUUAUAAAGCCCUUUUUCCUCAUCACCAUCUUUCUAGUAUGUGACUUCCUCGUCACAAUCAUCAUUAGUUAUUAAAGACUACAUUUAAUCGGGAUUUUGUUUUAUCUUAUCAGGAGGCUCUUUUUCCUCGUCUUUGUUUCAUACCGUUAUCAUCUAUGUAUACUCACUUCUCUUUCUUAUUCCCAUUUCCACUAUCUUUAUAAAAUUCUAUCAUAAAACAUUCCGUCAUUUUCCCUUUCAGUUACAAUAUAAUCAUUAUGAAAACCUCCCAUUCUUUCUCCUCAUCAUCACCCCUUUUGAUACUUAGUCUUUUAAACGAUCACCAUAACAAAUCUUCCUUAUUUAUCAUUCUUCACUUCUGGACUCGUCUGUCUUUUCUCUUUUUCAUUUACUUCCUUACCCAUUUUUAUCAAAAUCAGUCCCUCCUUUUCGCUAUCAACUUCACUCUAAAAUCUCUCCCUUUAUUUCCCUCCUCUUCGUGCACAAUACUCUCAAGGGAAUUACAAACAUCAAGUGUUUUGUGCUUUAUUUACAUCCAUAACAUUUCAUAGUAUACAUAGAAACCUACGAUACACAGUUAAUUCCAGUGAGGAGUCACACGCGAAAUCACAAUAUAUGAUUUAGAAGACUGAGGACCUGCAGCUACCCAGUGAUAACAGUUAAGACACGCCUGAUGGUCGAGAAAGUUAUCAAAAUUGUGAGUAAUUUUGAUUCUGAAUUUUGUACCAACACGUGAGCUAUUUUUGGUUUUGUUUUGUUCUCCUUUUUUCUCUUAUUUGUUUAUUUAUUUAUGCAUUUUUCUCUUGGAGGAUCACGUGAUGUUUGGUCAAAAUCGUAUGAGUGGGAUAAGAAAUACAAGAUUAAUUUCAUGCAGUGUAUUUGCUCUGCUUCAGGCGUGGUAAUAUUUAAUACAUUCUUUUUUCUUUUUGUAAUAUGUACUCAUUUUGUUAGAUAUGGCCAGUAACAAGUACGGUUUGACAGAGAGAAUUUUUGGAUUUAUACGUAAGAUUGCAUAUAUGACAGUUUCUUUCAAAUAAUAUAUCUAAAUGUAUGAAUCAUUCUUCUGAUAAUGAAGAAUGUAUUCACACAGGAUGGAUUUUUUUCUCUUU